AACCUCAACAUUAGUUUUCAAAUUCUCUUUAUCUAUCACAUACCAUUAAUCUUUUAUUCUUUAGAAUUUUGAAUUUUGAACAUCUGUGAUGAGCUUGACACUAUCAGCUAUUGUUGUUGCAGCUAUUGCUGCUGCAGUUUCACAAGUCGGAGCCGUUACUGUUUACACUCCUGCUUCCGUUGUUGCCUGCUUGCCGGUUCAACUGUCGUGGGUUGACGGACAAGCUCCUUACUAUCUUUCUAUUUUACCCGGAGGCCAACCUGAAGCUACUCCGCUACAAGAUCUUGGUGAACAAAGCGGAAACAGCUUAUCAUGGAAACCGAAUUUUCCUGCUGGAACAGAGGUUACGAUUCAAAUUCGAGACGGUGUAGGAGUAAUCAAUUACUCCGGCUUGGUCAAGAUUCAAGCAGGUACCACUACUUGCGCUCCUACGAGCGCUGUUCCAACUCAUGUUUCAACUCCUCAUGCCAAUGCGACUGCUCAUACCAUUGCAACUCCUCCCAUCAACAAACAACCUGGUAUUCCUCACCCUUCUAAUAGCACAGCUGCCGGAGCUCCCGUGGGUGUUCCGGCUAACCACACCACUGGUAUCAAUGGUACAAUUGGAUUGAACUCUACUGGUUUGUCGAACUCCACCACAACUCUUGGUGGAUUAAGCUCUACUGGCCAGCUCGGAGGCUUCAACUCUACCUCUACUGGUAUUACUAGCACUGCUUCUACUUUCAACACGCCUACGACACCCAACACCAAAAGUUUCAAUGAUGACGACGAUGACGAAGAUCUCGACAGUGGAGCUUCUCGUACCAGUGUUGGUAUCAUGGCUGUGUUAGUGGCUGGAGUGGUUACCUUCCUACUCUAAAUUACUUUAUGUUCUCGAAAGCGUUUUUACAAGGACCUGUCACGUUAUCAAUUCUUUUUGAUUAUAUCCUGUGUCGUUAUCUUGGUGUAUGCUUUGUCCAUCUUAUUUAUUUCUUAAGUCUCUCGCUCAAAACAAGCCCUAUGCUUGUCUUAAUUAUUGAAUUUUAGAACUGAAUUAGUUGGAGAUAAACCAAUGACCAAGUCUUCUACAUAUACUCUGAUAGUCACAAUUUCUGGGUUGUCUCAUUGGAACUUGAGAGUCAGACUCACAAUAAGAGCAACAUCACUUUGCAAAUGUGUGCUCGGAUCCUCAACCUAGAGCGCCUUGAUGGUUGCUGACAGUUAAGUCAAACCUUGUUUGAAUUAAUGAAAUGAAGAACGGUAUCAAGC
This is a messenger RNA of Melampsora larici-populina 98AG31, 1248 nucleotides long. RefSeq lists its product as uncharacterized. The transcript is spliced from 6 exons. The coding region runs from base 89 to 859 and encodes 256 amino acids. The record is from RefSeq and is a predicted model, not a curated record. NCBI's taxonomy places the organism in Eukaryota, Fungi, Basidiomycota, Pucciniomycetes, Pucciniales, Melampsoraceae.